This is a messenger RNA of Hippoglossus stenolepis (Pacific halibut), 1897 nucleotides long. RefSeq names its product 12-(S)-hydroxy-5,8,10,14-eicosatetraenoic acid receptor-like. The transcript is spliced from 3 exons. Gene Ontology annotation, cellular component: membrane. Lineage: Eukaryota; Metazoa; Chordata; Actinopteri; Pleuronectiformes; Pleuronectidae. Gene Ontology annotation, biological process: G protein-coupled receptor signaling pathway. Bases 260 to 1315 code for a protein of 351 amino acids. Gene Ontology annotation, molecular function: G protein-coupled receptor activity. The record is from RefSeq and is a predicted model, not a curated record.
AGCCUCUCACACACAGACCCAACAGACGCACUGACACAAGGUGUUUACAGUGCACCUCCUCUGUGACUCCUGGCUCGGGGCUGUCCAGGCUUGACAGAGCUCCAGAAUCACGGAUCAGAGAAGGGAGGGGAACCGGAGCCUGAGCAGAGGAGACGCCUGAAGCAUGAAGGAUAAAACUCUGUGACUCUUCUUCUUCUUCUUCACAUUGCUGCGGGGCCUCAUCAAACAGGACGACUGAUCGACUUCCUCCACCGUUAUUAUGACCAUCAGCCAAAACAUGUCUACAGAUAAUGAAACUGACGACUGCAAUGUACCCAAUAAGUCCACGUAUGACGCUCUCUCCUGGCUGAUGGUUGGAGAGUUCAUGCUGGGUCUGCCGCUCAACCUAUCGGUCCUCUACAUCUUCAUCUUCAGAUUCAAGUUCUGGAAGAACAAAAGCAUCCUGCUCUUCAACAUCGUGGUCGCUGACUUCCUGCUGGUGGUCUGUCUCCCUGCCAGGGCCUACAACUACCAGAACGGCCUGCGGCGCAGCGAGGACAACGUGGUGUGCAAGAUCAUGCUCUUCAUGCUCUUUCUCAACCGAGGAGCCAGCAUCACCUUCCUCAUCACGCUGACCAUCGACCGCUACUUCAACGUGGUCCACCUGGGGAGGAGGAACUUUGUCAAAGGGCUGAAGAAAUCUCCCCAGUUCUCCAUCAUCAUCUGGGUCCUGCUGCUGCCGCUCACCAUCCCCACCAUGCUCCAGAAAAACGGGUGCUGCAACAGCCUCGGACGAAAUGAGGACACACAGGACGUGGUGGACAUUUUGAGAGAGGUGGUCUUCUUCUCUGAGAUCCUCAUCCCCUUCGUCAUCCUCGUCUUCUGCACGGUGCGCAUCGUCCACCGGCUCAGGAAGAAGACCGUGGGGGAGAAGGCCAAACUGAGGAGAGCCAUGUGGUUGGUCAUGUCUGUGGUGGUGGUCUUCUCCGUCUGCUUCCUGCCCUGCGCUGUCGCCCGAGCGGUGCUGCUGAUCGUUCGGCGGAAGGGUGCCGGGGACGGACACUCAGCAUUGCUGCCGAGCGAAAGGCAGGAGGCCGAGGACGCCGUGGUGCAGGUGUACGACGGCCUCAUGGUUCUGUCUUACACCGACUGCCUGCUGGACCCGCUGGUCUACUGCUUAAGUAACUCGGGGUUUAAAAACGCUUACAUGUCCACCUUCUGCCCCACGUUUCUGCAGAAGAGGCUGAAGAAAUACGACAUCAGCUCAACGACAGCAACGAACACAGCUACAACCUCUGCAGCGAGAAAAAUUUCAUUGCCGUUCGUAGGCAAGUGACUUGUUCUUCUGCCGAACUGUGAAUCUAUAUCUAAAGGCAGCAUCUGCGGACAUUUAGCAUCACGCCUCAGCCGUACAGAUUAUAACCACUGCUUCUGUUCUCAGCUACUGUGGCACAUCAGACUCUUUCUUUCUGUCAAUGAUGACCAUUAAAGGUCAUCAAAGGUCGUCUCACCGGCAAGAACAGCGCCACAGCAAUAUAUGAUUGAAGGGUUUGAAUGGAAAUGGAAAAGAGGAUGAAGGGAUGAGGGUGAGUUGAGGGAAAGAGCAAUAAGGGAUGAAGGGAUGAGGAUGAAGGGAUGAGGGAGGGAUGGGGGGAUGUUUGUGAUCUGUGGGCAGGGGCGUUUCAGGGGACUUUGGGGCUCCAAGCAAAAGCCCCCCUCCACCAUCCCAGGUGCAUCAUAAACAUAUUUAGAUUUUCUUUCCGUUAAGCACCGGAGUCAGAGCUGCAGAUUUGGGUGUUGCUUCAAAGUCAAAGUUACAAAGUGUCGCUUAAAAUGUAUUUUUAUAUCUGUAUUUUUAUAUCUGUAUUUACUUAUAAUAUAUUAAAGUAUUUGGAUUCUUGUGAGUCUGCGUUCAGGA